ACUACGUCACGAUGACGUGUCCUGCAGGGCUCUCAAACACAAGCAGCCAGUCACGUCUGAAAAUUGUUCUGGUUCCUCUGCAAUCUACCUCUGAACACACAUGAUUCUGUACUGUGGGGCCGGGUAUUGCAGGGACACAUGUUCAGCAGUGUAUGUACGAGUCAGCUUUCUACAAAUGUGACCUUAAAGCGGUUAGCGGCGUCUGCUAGCAGCGAGCUAAACGGCAGUUGCGUUCACGGUCCGGUGUUGGGGUGGGAAAAAGGAACCACCGAGUUGUUUUGAAAGAGUUCCGUCGGUGUUGCGGGAGCAGGUGCGAGGGAACACCGAGACCGGGCUCGUCCAGUCGUCGAUACUGAAAUAAACGGAUAAUGGCCCGUAAUCCCGCGGCGAGCCGGGCCUGCCGGGAAGACCAUGGGGAGGACGGAGCCAGAAACGUGUCCGGCUCGGAGUGCGGGGCUGAGAGCUGGUCGCGGCUGCACGGCAGCAGGGACCAGGACCAGCGGGCGGCGGCUCUGCAGGAGGUCGGGGCUCUGCUGGGUCUGGGCUCGGACCGGCUCCUGCAGCUGCUGCGGCUGUCCGGGUCCGGCCCGCUGCAGGAGGUCCGGCUGCAGGCCGCGGAGCUGCUCCGAACCGCAGAGAAAGGAGGAGUUGACGUUCCCCAAGCCUUGGCUUCUGGGCCAAGCGCCUUCAUUCCUGCUAAAGAGAUACAGAUAGAGGGGCCACACAGGGACAUCCUCAUAGAGUCUUUUCUCUCCCUGGGCCGGGUGGAUCAUCUCACGAUGGUCAUGGCACUCCAUCCGGCGUAUCUCAGCUGCUUCCUGAGGACCCAGCAUGCUUUGUUGGAGCUGGACGGCCCUUUGCCUCGUCACUGGAGACAUUACAUUUCCAUUAUGGCUGCAGCUCGUCAUCACUGCUCAUACCUGGUUCAGCAGCACAGCGCCGGCUUCCUGGAGGCCGGAGGUGAGGAAAGCUGGCUAAGAAACCUCAAGCACACUCCUGAAAAACUUCACAGCCUGCAAACACUGAACAAGCUGCUGGCACACAGGCCCUGGCUCAUUACACAGCAGCACAUUGAGGAGUUGGUGUGUCCUGGAGCGGAGCCUCGCUGGUCGCUGGCUGAGCUGAUCCACGCCGUGAUUCUGAUGGCACACACUCACUCGCUUUGCUCCUUCGUGUGGGGCUGCGGUUUAAACGCUGAACCUGAUCACGUUGGCGGUUACACCUUCCAGCCGCCAUCGCCCACGCACCUUCCCCGUAGCCCUCAUAGCCCCGCUCCCGAAGACGGCAGGCAAGAGCUGGUGGACGGAGCGGUGGAGGUGGAGGUGCUGAUGAAGAGAAUGGUGGAGCUGCAGCAGCAGCAAGAGGAAGAGUGCACGCAGGAGGAGAUGGUCUCUCGAUUCGAGCGGGAGAGGAGCGAGAGCAUACCGACAGCGGUGGUGCGAGGAGCUCCCCCUGACAGGAUGCUGUGUCUGGUGGAGGAACCAGAGUUCAGAUAUGAGGACUUUUCACCCAGAGGAGAGCAGUCACCCCCAACCAUGAGAGCACAGGACUACUCGUGGGAGGACCAUGGCUUCUCCCUGGUCAACAGACUGUUGCCAGACAUGGGACAGCUCCUGGAUGAAAAGUUUCAGGUUGUCAGCAACUUGACCUACCACAGGAUGGCCACGCACGAAGGCGUGGAUACUUGCACUCUGAGGAAAGCUCUUUGGAACUACAUCCACUGUCUCUACGGUAUACGCUAUGACGACUAUGACUACGGCAGCGUGAAUGUGCUGCUGCAGCGCUCACUCAAGUUAUUCGUUAAGACCAUGGCCUGCCACCCCGAGCAGACCACGGCACAGAUUUACCAUACCUUCUGGAGACACUUCAAACACUCUGAAAAGGUACAUGCAAACCUAAUAGUGAUGGAAGCACGGUUACAGGCAGCCCUUCUCUACACCUUACGAGCCAUUACACACUACAUGCGAUGACGUUCUGACCCUUACAUUAUUGCAGAGGCUGAGCCAGCUGUGAUAUACCACAGCCGUAACAAUAUUGUACACACACUACGGUGAAUGUUUGCAUAAGCAUAUCGUGUUUUUCAGUAUUAGUGUUUCGAUGCUGCUUUGAGACUUGGAUGUAUUUAAAAUGUAUUAGUUCUUUUGCACUGAAAUCUAAGUUGUUUCCCCACUGGAGCCUUGAGUGUUUUUACAGACUAUCUUGCACAUGUUUCUGUCAUAUCGACAUACUUCACGCCUGAUGUGCCAGGACACUUUUCUUUGGCAUUAGUAAAUCAUUGUUGCAAUUCAGUUGUUACAAGCAUUGAAACUUUGUUGUUCAUCUGUCAAAUUCUUUGCAUCACACUGUUUGUCCUCUUGUCUGCAGUACAGCAGCUUAAAUAGGAGACAAAAAAUACCUGUAUUUUUUAUACACAAUAAAGAUAUUUUGUU
Messenger RNA from Cololabis saira (Pacific saury), 2429 nucleotides. RefSeq names its product sestrin 2 (gene sesn2). Lineage: Eukaryota; Metazoa; Chordata; Actinopteri; Beloniformes; Belonidae. Bases 369 to 1970 code for a protein of 533 amino acids. Gene Ontology annotation, cellular component: nucleus. The record is from RefSeq and is a predicted model, not a curated record. The transcript has 11 exons. Gene Ontology annotation, molecular function: oxidoreductase activity, acting on peroxide as acceptor; L-leucine binding. Gene Ontology annotation, biological process: cellular response to leucine starvation; regulation of response to reactive oxygen species; negative regulation of TORC1 signaling.